CUCUCUUGAGAACCAGAUAGAAAAACUUAUGUGCACCCCUGUUUAUACACCUCUGAAGAAAUAGUUUUGUAUAUUAUAUUGCAUUUCUGUCAAUAGAUCCUCCUAAAAAUGCUGUAUUGUUCCUUUAUGAAGUGAUAAAAAAAGAACCAAUGAAGAUAGAAGAAUACAGUUUCUUUUGUUUAAAACUCUGUUCUUUUAUUUGAUAUAUCAUUUUACCAUAUAUUCAUUACAUAAAAUGUAUUGUGAGCCAUCACAUUUUAGUGAAAAUGUUCAAAAAUGCUGGCGCUGACUGGCAACUUAAAAAAAAACUGUGGCAGGGAAAGAGUUAGAAGAACCGGAUAAGACUGCAAGAGUCAUUUAUGCAUUCAUUUGAAUUAAUUCUUUAUUGGUUUUCUGCUCAGAUAAAUUUAUUUUCAUAUGGCAUAGCUUGACAUAGAUUCUCCAGUGGGCCAGUGCAAAACCAUUGUGUGGACAACAUGUUAUGUAUUUAUUUGUGCAACCAUUGAUUUGUAGGUACAACACCACCAGCCCCACACGAUAUGAUCAGAUCCGUCCCACUCUACUGAACCAGCCAAAGGAAAGUUCUUCUGUGUCCGACACUGAGAGUCUCCCAAGUCCCUGCACCUCCCCCCCACAGCCCCGCAGACACUAUGGCGAGUCUAUUACUAGCCUGGGCAAGGCCAGCAUCAUGGGAGCUGCAAGUAUUGGUAAAGGCAUAGGCGGUAUCCUCUUCUCCCGAUUUUCCCGCUCCAGUGGCCAGGUAGGAGGUGUAGAGGAGGAGCCAUCAGACUCAGAGGGCAGUACAUGUGACAAAGGAGAUGGGAUAACAGGAGAAGAAGCCAAAUCUGUGCCACCUUAUCAGAAAAUAGAAGAGAAGACAGAGGUGAAAUUUGAGGAGAAGCAAGACGAGAAGGCAGCAGACAUCAGCAUAUCACAGUCAGCCUCUGCUAUUAUGGAUUACUCCUCCUUGGAGCUUGAGAAGCGUCUCGACUUUGAGUUAAGGGAGGGCUUGGUGGAGAGCCGCUAUUGGUCAGCAGUGACGUCACACACAGCCUACUGGUGUUCCCACGAUGUGGCUCUGUUUCUGCUAACGUUCAUGUACAAGCCAAAUGAAGUGAAUGAUAUGGCAGAUGAUAACCUUGAAUCUUAACACACACACCUAUAAACUCCCACACCACUUUUAAUUAAAAUAGAUUCUAAAAUCGUUUAAUUUAGCAGACCUUGUUCACUGUGCAUCAGAGACCCUGUCAUUGCCUGUUUUUUAUUAACAUUUUUAUUUUAAAAAAUGCUUUCCUGUGGCUCAGUGGUUAGAGCAUGGCAUUAGAAACGCCAAGGCCAUGGGUUCGAUCCCAGGGAUUGCACAUUCUUAGUAACAAAUGUAUAGUAUAAUGCAAUGUAUUUAAAGCAUCUACCAAAUGCAUAGAUGUAAUUUAGAAGCACACAUAUGGAAGAGACAAAACUCAAUUUCCCCAAACAAAAAUAUGUUCCCUUAUGUCGAUGAGAAGGUGACAACUAUCAUACUUUUUGCAGCUUGGAUAUUUUGGCAAUUCACUCAAAUCUCAGUUUUAAAAGCUCUUCUUCAGUUCGACUGACAUUUAUUUUGAUAAAUUUUGAUAAAUUUGUUUUAUUUGCCUGAACACACAAAAUGGUUAUUUUUAUUAAUUAGACAUUAUUAGUAUAUGUUUACAUCAAGGAGAUACACAAUAUGUAUUGCUCAUUAAAGUGGCCAAAUAUUGAGUUGAUUGUCAACAGGAGAAGUAAACCUGAUGCAAGAUAUAAUUUGAAGAGAAUUAAAGGACUAAAAAGAAGUGCAAUUUUUAUUUCAUGCAUUAGUCUGUUCUCUACACCCACAUGAUAGGCACAGGAAUUUACUGCAUAUUUGAAUGCACUGAAUUACACAAAGACUACGUUCACACUGCCAACUAAAUCAGAUUUUUUUGCUCAUGUGACCCAAAUCUGUUUACUGCAUGACAGUGUGAACAGGACAAACCACAUGGAAUCCGAUCUUUUUAAAUCU
Messenger RNA from Triplophysa rosa, 2017 nucleotides. Its product is annotated as phospholipase DDHD1-like. NCBI's taxonomy places the organism in Eukaryota, Metazoa, Chordata, Actinopteri, Cypriniformes, Nemacheilidae. Gene Ontology annotation, cellular component: cytoplasm. The transcript has 3 exons. The record is from RefSeq and is a predicted model, not a curated record. Gene Ontology annotation, molecular function: metal ion binding; glycerophospholipase activity. Bases 482 to 1150 code for a protein of 222 amino acids.